Juglans regia (Persian walnut) is the source of this 841-nucleotide messenger RNA. RefSeq lists its product as uncharacterized. The record is from RefSeq and is a predicted model, not a curated record. NCBI's taxonomy places the organism in Eukaryota, Viridiplantae, Streptophyta, Magnoliopsida, Fagales, Juglandaceae. The coding region runs from base 40 to 792 and encodes 250 amino acids. The transcript is spliced from 2 exons.
CUAAUCAUAGCCUCCACAGGCAUCUAUAUAAGAGCAAAGAUGGCUAGGAAGAACGUCGGAGUUGUUACUGGGACAAUGCCUGGUGAGGGGAAUGAGGAACUAUUAACAAUGCGUAGCCCCGUCAAUAUGGUUCCUAGCCAACCAAAGAAGAACAAGGGGAGACGUUCAUUUUUGUCUGCUUGUUUUGCAUUCCGUACAGAGUCUAUGAACAUGGGUAGCCAACAGAAGGUUAGCCAAGCCACUGGAACGAGUCAAUAUAGUUCAAAGCUACAGGAGGCACUGGACAAGUUCGAUACAGGAUCCAAUGACAGUCAGCCGGUGUCUCAUUUCUACUGUUUCGACGGCAACGUGGAGAAAUUCCUACGGUUCACCAUCCCUAGGGAAGGCGUCCCUUUGUUGGAGAAGCUCCACAGCCGUUAUGGUGACUUCACAGCAGAGUGUAGGCUAGGAAACAUGGCUGGGAGCAUGUUUCUAAAGCUUCUAUCUGCUAUACUUCUAGAUAUUUGCCGCGUGCCCUUGAAGGACUUGGAUAUUACUCGUGUUUACGAGUGGCGCGAUGCACUGAAGGAAGUUCUCGCAACUGGCUUUGACGUGCGAUUUCUACUUGGUCAUCUCCGCCACAUGAUUGUGGAGUUUCACAACCCUCCACCAGAGCAGGAGCUUGCGGAGUUGGAGGCCACAAUUACAAAGAAAGAAGCUGAACUGUUGGAGCUAAGGGCCAGGAAGGACAGGCUUGCUGUUGCCUGUUCUUCUUUUGGAGUUGGAUCUUGUUUUGACCAUAUACUUAUUUAGUGUUUCUGUAAUAACUAGGUGAAACUUUACGAUUUUCUGGUUUUAUUUG